AAAAUUAUUCAUAACACAAUCAAUACUGAUAGUUAAUUGUUGAUCUAAUUUUGUAAUCAAGCUUCGAGAUGAAAAUGUUAUUACCCCCUUGCUUUUUAGUCAUCUUUUCCAUGUUAAUUGUAACUAUUAAUUGUUACAAAGGUUUCACCGUCUCUGGUCGUGACAUUAUCGAUCCCAAUGGUAAGGUAUUCAUGAUGCGAGGAAUCAAUCAUGGCCAUGCUUGGUUCAAGGACGAUAUCGAAAGUGCUAUCGCUUCAAUCGCUGCAACUGGCGCUAAUAUUAUCCGAAUCGUACUUGCCAAUGGUAAAAAAUGGGCCAAAGAUGAACCUGAAUCUGUCCGAAAAAUGAUUUCUCUCUGUGAAAGCCACAAACUUAUCGUAAUGUUUGAUGUCCACGAUGCUACUGGAAGCGAUAAUCUUCAAGAUCUUAAGGAUGCCAUCGCUUACUGGAAAGAGCUUAAGGACAUUAUCGUUGGUAAAGAGGAUCAAGUUAUUAUCAACAUUGCCAACGAAUGGUAUGGAAGUUGGGACUCAUCGGGCUGGGCCGAAGGUAACAAAUAUGCUGUUCAAGAGCUUCGAAAUUUUGGUUUUGAACAUUUGAUUGUCGUAGACGCUGCUGGUUAUGGACAAUAUCCCCAAUCCAUUUUCGAGAAGGGAAAUGAAGUUUUCCAAGCCGAUCGACUUGCUCGAACUGUACUUUCUAUUCACAUGUACGAAUAUGCUGGUGGAGACUCAGCCAAUAUCAAGAGUAACAUCGACAAAUCCCUUCAAAUGUCAUUCCCCGUGAUUCUUGGUGAAUUUGGUGACCGAUUACCUCAAGAAAAGCCAACCGAUGUUUCAACAAUCCUUAGUUACGCUCAAGAAAAGAAAAUGGGUUGGAUAGCCUGGUCUUGGUACGGAAACAGUGGAACUGAUGUCGCUCUCGACAUGACCAAUGGUCCAUCAGGAGGCUACACUUUGACCGCUUUCGGUGAUCAAGUUGUCAACCAAGCAAAUGGUAUUCGACAAACUUCAGUUAAACCCAUAAACUGAAGGGCAAAAGAAUUUCAUUCUUCGACUAAUUAACAAAUCUUACAAUCUUCCACUAAAUUAGUGAAUAAAAUAGCAUUAAAAUAAAGAAUUAAUUUCAUUGAAUUUAUAUAAUCAGUUUGAUAGCUUUUCUCCCUAAACUUAUUUAUCUAAUUGUUCAAAAAUUGUUUUAAGAAAACUGAAAUGACAUUGAAUUAAUCAUUAAUAAGAUGAUUACGUUAAAAGUUUAUGAGCUGUGCUUUACAGAUCAAUGUAGCUGACCAGUUCAAGGAAUGACUAUAAACUUAUGGACGUACUUGUCAAUUAAUAUGAUAUAAUAUGAACAAUUUUCUCAAAUUGUUACAAUCGAUGACUUUUCCAUUGAAAAUGAUCAAUCGUAUAUCCUGAAUAUCCUAAGAUGGUCAUUGAUAACAUCGAAUCUUUUCGUCAACGAUAUUCACGCCAAUCUUGCCGACGAAAGUACAGUUCGACCAAGUUCAAGACCAAUACUCUUGUGAUCCAAUUCAUUCAGUCUCAUUUCAAUCAUUCGACCUGCUAAUCAGAUGCUUAUUCAUACCAACCCAGCUCUGAACUUUUUCACAAGAACUUUCUUAUCACCUUAUAAUUCAGAGUCUUUAUUAACCAUUAUCUCCGAUUGUGUCAGUAACUGAAAACCAUUCUAGUGGAUUCAUUCAUCAUUUAACAACAAUUGAUUGAAUCAAAAUCAUAAUCAAGAUACAAAUAAAAAUAAAAAUUAAUUGUAUAAAUAAAAAUCUAAUGAUAAUAUUUUCCAAUCAAUUUUCAUACUUUAGUUUCUCACCAAGAACUUAAUACAUGUAAAUGUAUAACGAUACAUUCAAGUGAACACAUACUCUUUACAGCAAUCAAACAAUUCGCAAAGCAAUGAUCGCUCACAAUCAAUUACAAUCAAGUAAAUUGUUUAAAAAAGUCAAACUCCAACCAAAAAGUUUCCUCAAUGAAAAGGUAAACAUUUUUUUUUGAAUUUUCUUUUUCUUGACUAACAACAAGUGAGUCAGUUGCUUGUUGCCUCUUCCAACGGACACUUAACCUUUUUCAAUGUGAUUUCUAUUCUCAGGUUAUUUCCAUUGAGAGAAUGUAAUUGAAGGAUUUAAAGAGAAUCACCAAGGAUUAAUAGAGUUUAAUUGGAAUCGUCGUUAAUUUCUGUGAGUGGAUUAACUGUAACAAAGGAAUUGUUUUCUCUCUCUCUCUAAUCCAAUACCCACACCCAACGCAACUUAUUCACUUGAAUGGUAAAUGUAUCUAUACAUACAAUCGGAUUCUAUUCGUUAACUAUACACAUUGGAUCAUUUGUCUUGGACCUAAAUUUCAAUUCUAAUUAAUACAAUUAUCGCCUGCAUUGUUCAUCCAGCCAUCAUUAUCAUCG
Molecule: messenger RNA, 2412 nt
Organism: Panonychus citri (citrus red mite)
Lineage: Eukaryota; Metazoa; Arthropoda; Arachnida; Trombidiformes; Tetranychidae
Product: mannan endo-1,4-beta-mannosidase-like
Exons: 2
Coding region: 69-1031 (320 amino acids)
Biological process (GO): glucan catabolic process
Molecular function (GO): hydrolase activity, hydrolyzing O-glycosyl compounds
Source: RefSeq, a predicted model, not a curated record